AUUACUUUUCAGCAAUGCGACAGUUCAAUGAACGUUUUGACAGGCUUCCAGUCUGUGCUGCGAUCUGCUACUUGUCAAGCAAGGCAGGCCAUGCUUUACACAAGCCCCAAGGAUUUCAUUCAAAGAAAGUAAAGCCUCUCGUGCUCCAAGGACUCCUGUGCGGCCUGAUGUGCAUUUGCUGAUCGUACCACCAACGUUAGUGGGCCAUCGCGUAGCUUCUCGAUCAAGGGCAUUAUCGAACUAUCGCAUCGAUCGCGAUAACGUGCCACCCACCUAUAUAGCAGAGCAUUCAAAGACCAAGAAAUCCAAAGAAAAAGUAAGGUGUGCGUUGAACAUAGUGCGUGAAUGAAGACCGUGAGGGAUACUUGAUGUCUGCGGUAGUGCCGUCAGUUUAUUCAAUGCGAAGAGCACUUUCCGUGGACAGCGACUAUGAAGCCGAGGAAGAGGCGUCCGCGUCCGCAUCGACAUCCGCAUCAGCGUCCGCCCUGCGUGUGCAGCUAGACCGCGUUUUGCGAAACACCAACGGCAAUGCCAGCAACAACCACAUGCUGUAUGGAGCCAGCGAUAGCUACAGCUGUGCCAGCGAAUCGAUGUGGAAUCACGAGGCGGCUGUGGCGCAGGCCUUUGCAUCCGCCGCUUCUGCUGCGGGCUCUGGCUCUGGCACUGCCACUUGUACGGGAAUGUCGCCCAUGAUGUCGCGGAAUGCCAACAUGCCUCCGGAAAUGGCAUUCGCUGCCACAAAGUGUUUGCGAAGGGGGUAUCCCUGCAAAGGCGAGCGCGAUCAAAUUGCCAACAAGCAGGCGGGCAACAGCAACAGCAGUAACCACCAUGGGGGAGGAAAUUCCGAUGACCUGCGUCUCACCAAGAUCAUACGUCGCCUGCACACGGAGACUAAUAGCGCGGCAGCGCUCGAGCUGUGCAGCAAGUUGGCUGUGGCCGUCCGUACGCCCCUGAACAUGGCAUAUAUGGCGCGCUCCUUCGAUCUUGUGCUCGAGAGCAUGCUGAUGCUGUACAAGCACUGCGCCCCGCCCGUCCUCGAGGAGUGCAGCAAGACCCUCGGCCUGAUGGGCUACCUCAAUCGCCUGGCCUAUCCCAUCUACGAGGAGUUCAUUGUGAAGAACUAUCGCACCUGCAAGCGCAUGCAGCACUACCUGAUAGUCGCCCUGAGAACCACACUAAGCCUUGACACGAGCUGCGAUCUGCACUUGUAUUCCGAGAAGAUGAUGCUGAUGCUUAAGGAUUUUCUGGAGAGCGCGGAGAGUGCCGACAGCUUCAUGGAUGUCAGCAGCGCCAUUGUGCAGUUCUCGCACAGCUAUCGCCAUCCCUUCGAGUGCCACUUCACCGACGUGGUGGACAUCAUCAUCGGCUGGCAGCUGGAGCAGGGACAGCCGAAGCGCCUAAGGUCCCACUGCGCCCAGGUGCUCGAACAGCUGACGCCAUACUUUAGCAAACAGAUCGACUUCAGCUACGGCCUGCUGGCCCAGUUUGUCGAGGACAUUACGGUGCUCGAGGACGAGCACGAGCAGGAGAACGACCGCCAGCGGACGGGAAGCUGGUCGGAGCGGCUGGGCGCAUUUGUGGGCGCCUUUAAUACGCUGCUCAAGUGCGCCGUCCGCAUGCAGAUAUUCCAGGGCCAUCCCGACUGCGAGUCGAUUGUCAAGGUGGCCGUCGAUCACAUCACCAGAAUCAUGCCAAGUGUCCUCCUCCACCCAGAUGCGGAUGCAGACGCCCUGAUCAACAUCAACGAGCUGCUGUCCAUCUGUCUGCUUCACAACUGCGGCGGCACCCUGCCGUCCGAGCACCUGGAGAAGGUGCUGCUCGGCCAGUUCGAGUCGAUGGACCACCUCAGCGAGCCCCAGCGCCAGAGUGCACUCUAUCUGCUGCUCUGCACGGUGCGUCGUCUGCGUGUCCGCCUGCCCGCCAGCCUGGUGCAGUUGAUCUUUCAGUCGGGCCCCGACGGUCACCCCUAUGUGGCCGCGGUGCGUCGCCAGACGGGCGGUGCGGCAUACAAGAUGCUGCUACGCACCUGCCAGGAGACGCUGCUCAUCAAGAACGUGCCUCUGCUGCAGCAGGCGUAUGGGCAUCUGGUGAAGGACAUCGAUGUCUGCAUCCAGGAGCUGCGAGAGCCAACCCCCAGCCAAACCCCUUUGGGCUGCGAUGAGGCCGAAAUAAUGCUCAUCUUCCAUUUGGCCGCACUGGCGGCCCUCGCCAAGCAGACGUCCGCCAUCAUUGGGCUGUACGCCUGCCAGCCGUCGAUCCUGAGACUGCUGAUCUGCAACUGCCGCGCCCAGGACGUGGGCCUCUGGGCCAAGCAUCCGACCACGCAUCAAGCGCUCCUCGGCCUGCUAGUCGUCCACUGCCAGGCGAACCACAACUUCCGCACCAACUCCACGCUCUUCCGCGAGCCCGAUCCCUCCAAGGAGAACAUCUCGCCGACGGCGCACAGCUUCGAGUGCAUCCUCCGCUUCCUGGACAACAUCCUCACGAAGGCCGGCCGCCUGGCCACCGAAAACCUCAAGCAGUUGCUGCAAUGGACCCAGCUGCUGCUGUCCGAGUGCCGGGAGCAGGCGCCGCUGCUGCUGGAGCAGGAGCACUUCAUGGCCAUCUGCCACAGCAUUGGCGGUGUCGCCGCCAAGUGGCGUCCCCUCGAGAGUGCCGCCUGCAUGCAGGCAGUGCUCGACUUUGGCCCCGAGGCCCUACGCUCCAAACAGGACCUGGUCGUCCUGUAUCGCGAGACGGCACUGCAGCAGCUGCAGGUUCUCACGACCAGCGGGCACGCCCCCUAUGCCCAGAUCUACGCCCACCUGCCGCUGCACAUGACGCUGUUCGAGUCGGGGCUGCAGGGCCGUCGGGUGUGCGUUUGGCAGCAGAAGAUGAGCCAGUGCAGCGCCGUGCGGGACAACGUGUUCCAGCAGUUUGUGGAGCACCUGCAGCGGCCGGAGCAGGAGCAGCUGACGCACUGCCUGCGUGAACUGUUCGUCCGCAGCUACCAGGUGGCGCCGCCCGAUGAGCGGCAGGAGAAGCUGUCACAGUGCACGCGCCGCUGCCAGCGCCUGGCCGCCGCCUGGCUGCAGUUCGAGGCGGCCCGCUACUGCGUCGAUCAGCGGCUGCGCACGACGCUCGGCAAGCCGCAGGAGACGUUCCUGGGCUUCGAGGCGGUCAUCAUGCGUCAUGCCCGCCUUCUCAGCGGCUGCGCCAAGGAGGCGGAACGCUCCUCCCUCGGCGGCCUCUCGUUGGAGCAGCUCACGGCCAUCCAGGUGAACCUGUCCAUGCUGCUGGGCUUCCUCGAUGCCCUCGAGAAGCUCAUCUACAAUGCGGCCGAGGGCAGCGCCUUCGCCCUGCGACCACCCGAGAAGCCGGUGGCCGCCUUCUUUCGCCUGAACAAUCCCACCUGCACGUCGUGGUUCAAUCGCAUCCGCAUCGGCGUCGUCAUCAUAGCCAUGCACAUCCAUCAGCCAGAGCUGGUCAUACGCUAUGCCCAACAAAUUCUGAUGACGACAAAGACGCAGGAUGCCACGUACAGCCAGGCGCUGGUGUAUCUCGCUUGGGCCUGGAUCAGCUGCCAGGAAGCGGACUCGCUACGAGGCCUGUACGUGUGGGCGCGAGCCAAGUGCAGCAGUGGGGGCAAGUCCUACCAGUGGCUGCAGCAUGCGGCAGAGCAGGCGGCCGGACGCAGAGAGGCUGCGUUAAGCGGCUACCAGAGCGUGCUGGCCGCUGAGGGCGAGGGGCAGGAGCUAGAGCCGCACACGCAUCAGUUUGUGCUCGCCCAGAUGAUGCAGUGUCUCCAGGACACGGGCCAGUGGUCGCUGCUGGUGGACAUAAAGCAGCACAAGCUGCUCCGGCCCGAGGACAAGGAGCUCAACCCCUUCCUGCAGUGCCGCAACGUGGAUGUAACUGCACUGGAGCGGCUGCUCGCACGAAACGAAAACUGCUCCAGCGCCAACAACUCCGAGGAGCUCGACCUGGCCCUGCAGCAGCUCAGCCUGUGGCCAAGCCACUGGGAGAGCGGUGCGAGCCACAGUCACAGUCACAGCCUCAGCCACGGCCAUGCCAGCUUCUCCAAUUUCCAUGUGCGCCGCCGGCUGGAGGACAUAAUGCUGCAGAAGACGCUGGUGGAGCAGCAGCCGAUACGCCUGCCCGAGAGCCAGGCCUGCCACCUGAUGGACCUCCAUUGGCGCGAGAGCCUGCUGAAUCCCAGCAGCGACAAGCGUGCCUGCCGCGAGCUCAUCCUCCUCAAGCACAUUGUCCAGGGGCUCGCCAGUGGACAGGAGCUCAGCCUGCUGCCGCUGAUAGAGGAGCGGCGGCGUCCCACGAACAUCUCCAGCGACAUUCUGAUCCGCUGCCUGGCCUGGACGCAGCUCCUGCGCCAGCACUGCGCCCCCGGCAGCUGGGAGACCCUCUGCCUCGAUGCAGCGGCCGCAGCCCGUGACGAGGGCAACCUGCAGACAUGCCAGUCGCUGCUCACCCAGUACUAUGGCCAGCCGCUGGAGGAGAUCACCCUCAGUGGCAGCGACAUCCUGGACACGCAGAACGCGGAGGUGCUGCGCAGCCACAGCGAACUGGCCAAGUGCCUGCACCUCCAGCAGACGCAAACGCCGUGCAGCAGCUCGGAUCUGGGGCCAGCCAUCAAUGUGUGCGCCUCCCUGUGCCUGAGCCUGCACCGGAGGGGCAGCCACACCCACCAGGAUAUGGGCGCGGGCCUGCUGCUGACCCUCUCGGAGUGGAUAAGCGCGCGAAGCAGCUGCAAUGGGAAUGCCAUGGCCCUGGCCCCUAAUCUCCAGUCGCCCGCCAUCGACCAGCUGCUGGAGGAGCUGCCCGAAUGCCCGCUGACGCGCGGUUCCAGCUCCACCCAACUGGUGGCCAUUCCCCAGGGGGAGCGUCUGGUGGCUCGCCUCAUCCAUGCCAGCCUCGAGCAGCGGCCCAACUGCGAGGAGGCGCUGAUCGCGUACGGCAACUGGUCCUAUCGCUGGGGCAAGAAGAUCGUCGACAGCGGCAGUGUGCUCUCCCAGUCGGACGUGGCUGCCCUCAGUCGUGCGCUGGACCGGCAGACGCCGCUGGAGAGCGAACGCCUCAACGAGCUGCUGCAGGCGCUCAGCAUGGAGCAGCCGCCCGCCGGUUGCGUCGAGGUGUGCCCCGAGGCGGCGAAGAUACGCGACGACGAGGCCUCCAAGAGCUGCCUGCGUCGGCUGAGCCUGCUGGAGUGCCAGCCGGACAGUGUGCUGGACGAGAUCCUGCGCAUCUGGCGACAGGCCAUUGCCAACACGUACGACUUCUACAAGGAUGCGGCUCGCUCCUACUUCCAGUAUCUCAGCAUCAAGGCGGGAGCGUGCCAGGGAACGGGGGCAUCCGGUGCCGGCUUGAGCAGCUGCCAGAAGGGGGAUGCCAGACUCCAGGUGGACGACAGCAAUCUGGUGACCACAACGCUGCGCCUACUGCGGCUGAUUGUGAAGCAUGCCAGCGGGCUGCAGGACGUCCUCGAGCAGGGACUCCGCACCACGCCCAUUGCCCCCUGGAAGGUGAUCAUACCGCAGCUGUUCAGCCGCCUCUACCAUCACGAGCCCUACGUCCGGAAGAGCGUGUGCGCUCUGCUGUGCCGCCUCGCCGAGAGUCGCCCCCAGCUGGUGAUCUUUCCCGCCGUCGUUGGUGCCAAUCGGGAGAAGCAGCAGCAGCAGGAGAAGGACAAAGACAAAGAUAAGGAGAAGGCGAAGGAGAAGGCGAAGGAAAAGGAUGAGCCAAAGGAUAAGAAAAACUCGUGCUAUGGCUACCUGCUGGGCGCCCUGUCCAAGCAGGCACCCGAGGCCGUGCAGCAUGUCCAGCUGAUGGUCGAGGAGCUGCGGAGGGUGUGCCUGCUGUGGGACGAGUACUGGAUACACUCGCUGGCGCACAUCUACAACACCUAUGUGGGGCGCGUGAAUGCCUUUGCCACGGAAUUCAAGCCGGACGACCACGAGGGCAAGAACAACCGCUUCAAUAGCUGGCGGCCGCAGCUGCUGCUCGACUUGGAGGCCCUUGUGGCGUUCACAGCCCGUGCGCCGGAGACCAGCUACGAGCGGAGCUUCCGCAAGCGAUUCGAUGUGCACAUCAAGUCCACGCUGGAGGUGCUGCGAACGCGACGCUACCCGGAGGCCUGGGAGAAGCUCAAGCAGCUGUAUCACACGCUGCAGGCGAACAUGAUCCGAGGCACGGCCAUGACCCUCAAGAUGCAGACAGUCAGCCCCGUGCUGUGCGGCAUCGGCCGCAUGCGCAUCUCCAUGCCCGGCCUGGACGAGCAGGAAAGCUACGGCGGCGACCAGGAACCCGAUCAGGUGCACAUCGAGAGUGUCGAGGGCACAGUGUGCAUUCUGCCCACAAAGACAAAGCCCAAGAAGGUGGCCUUCUACGGGAGCAACGGGCAGCGGUACACGUUCCUCUUCAAGGGUCUGGAGGAUCUGCAUCUGGACGAGCGCAUCAUGCAGUUUCUGUCCAUCUCGAACGCCAUUAUGGCCUGCCGCAGCGACCAGCCCCGCCCCGGCGGUGCGACCACCUAUUAUCGCGCCCACCACUACUCGGUGAUCCCGCUGGGACCACAGUCGGGCCUCAUCAGCUGGGUGGAUGGCGUCACGCCGCUCUUCGCCCUCUACAAGAAGUGGCAGCAGCGCCAGCCGGCCCCGUCCCCAGGCGGUGGCGGUGGCGGUGCCCCCUCGCAUCGCUUCACAGACCUCUUCUACAACAAACUGACGCCGCUGCUGGCCAAGAGCGGGCUCAGCGUGAACGAUCCGCGCCGCCAGUGGCCAAUUGCCGCCCUGCGGCAGGUCCUCGGCGAACUGUCGGAUGAGACGCCCAGCGAUCUGCUCGCCCGAGAGCUGUGGUGCCAGUCGGGAAAUGCCGCCGAGUGGCGCCAGUCCGUGCGCCGCUACUCUGCCUGCAUGUCCGUCAUGUCGAUGAUCGGCUAUGUCAUCGGCUUGGGGGAUCGCCAUCUGGACAAUGUGCUCAUCAACCUCGGCAGCGGCGACAUCGUUCACAUCGACUACAACGUCUGCUUCGAAAAGGGCCGCACGCUACGCAUACCCGAGAAGGUGCCCUUCCGCCUCACACAGAAUUUGAUCAAUGCCCUCGGCAUCACUGGCAUCGAGGGCGCCUUUCGUCUGGGCUGUGAGUACGUGCUGAAGGUGAUGCGGAAGGAGCGCGAGACCCUGCUGACCCUGCUCGAGGCCUUUGUCUACGAUCCCCUGGUGGACUGGACGCUCAAUGACGAUGCCCAGACACAGCGUCGCUCCAUCAAUCCGAAGCAGCCGGAGAACGGUGGCGCCAAGUGCCACAAGAACAAGGACAAGGCCCAGAGGCAUCGCGCCCCUGACUGGGAGGCCAAGCGUCCGCUUUUCACCGAGAAGCUCGCCCAAUUGCACAAGUUUUGGUCCACCAAUGAGGAUGAAAUCCUACUGCAGCUGCAGGAAGUGGCCCAGGAGCUGGGCAACUUGGAGGCGGCGCAAGCGCAGCGCCUGGCCGCAGAGAGGGAGCUCGAGGAGCUGAACGAGCGCAGCGCCUUGGUGGCGGAGAUUAAAUCCCUGGGGCCGGCCAUGAAGAGCCACAGCUUCAACACGGCCCCGCUGCGUCUGCAGCAGACGCGCAAACACUUGACCGCUCUCAUGGAGCUGACGGUGGAGCGGCGGGCGGACUUUGCGUUCGUCCAGUGCCUCCUCGCCAGCUACAGCCUGUGCCUGCAGCCGUACCACCUCUCGCAGCUGCACGCCCAGCUGCAGUCGCUGCACCCAGUGGAGGGCAGCUGGCACGAGGAGCACCUCGCCCUGGCAGAUGUACUCCAGAUGUACGUGCCCGGAGCUCUGCUCGCCGGCAUCGAGAGCACGCGCACGCAGGUGGACUCACUGCUGGUUGGCAUCAACGAGGUGGCUCGCCACUGCGCGGAUCUUAUGCAGCAGUAUGCGGCCGUUAUGGCCUUCUAUCCGAACCAGUGCCACCGGCAGAACCUCAUGGUGCGCUUCCACGACAGCUAUGCGGCCUACCUGCAGCUGGAGGGGGCCGUCGAUUUGGCGGCCAACAGCCCCUCCAUCAGCACGCAGAGCGUGACGAAUCUGGCCGAGACGCUGGAGGUGGUUUGGCUGCAUCUCGGCUGCCAGCUACACGACUCCGCCCAGCGGUUGUCCGUCAAGCAGGUGCAGAUCCUCAGUCUCGUGUCGCCGACGUCAACGGCCACCUUCCUUCAGCGGAUUCAGCAGUCCGACUGCAGCCUGUUGCUGCUCAACUCUUGCCUGAUGCGCACCCUGGACAUGGCCAGCGCCUCCUUCCGCUCCUACGAGGCGCAGGCCCUCGACGAGCAGGACAAAGAGCUGCUGCAGCAUCAGCUGCGCUACAUCCACGUGAUUCGGUCCAUGUGCCAUGGUGUAAUGGGUGCCAGAGGCACCAGCGGCGGCGACAAUGACCAGCAGGAGCAGGACCUGUAUCUUGGCCAGCUGGAGACCCUGCUGGCAGCCCUCAUGCAGCUGCAGCGCCUGUUCGCGUACGACCUGCCCGCGAGCAUAUUCCGGCAGCUGCUGCUGCAGCCCAAUCUCGAUCAGCUGGAGGAGCUCUCCAAGCUGGGGUCGAAGAGGCUGCAGCAGCUCUACAGCGACUCUCUGGAGCUGGCCGAACAGCGGCCCAAGGAGACCAGCGAGCAGCAGCGAUUCAUGCUCUCCCUGCAGCCGAUCCACCAGCAGUUCCAGCUGGUUGCCACUUUGCUCGAUGAUAUGCGAAGGUGCUUGAAGCAGCGGAUCGAAGACAUCAGUGCCACCCAUGCCCAGCAAUACCUGGAACUUGUCCUCUUUAAGGAACACAACCUGGAGCUGAGCGACAACUGCUUCUUCCGCGUGAUCCACCAGACCUUGGGGGCCAGCAGCAGCUGCGAUGUGCGCGAGAUGGCGCGACCCAUGGGCACCCUGGUGCACUGCAUACAGAAGAAGUGCCUGGAAGGAUUGCUGCCCCUGGUGGCCCAUGAUUACUACAAGGGCUACGGCUCCACCUGCAAGCCGCCAGAGAACACCUUUACGUCGCUGGAUGUGGAGAAGGCCGAUCAUUUGUGCGGUGGCCUCUUCAUGGCGCUGCAGACGGAUGCGGGGCUGAUGCAGCAGGAGCAGGAGGUGGCCUUGAUCAGCCAGCAGAUUGAACUCCACUCGCUGGUGGGCUCCGCCCAGUUCUGGGGCUACUCAGAGGCCCUCGGAGCGCAGCUGCGUGGCGGCCCGCAUAUCAUUUGCCGCCGCAAGCUGGUGUCGGACAUUGGCCAGAGCUGGGGCGAAAUGGUGCGGACCGUUGAUGGGCUGGAGCAGCUGCUGCUCGGCCUGGACGCACAGCUGGGGCAGCUGGAGGCGCUGCGGAGUAACUGGAACCGCAACCACAUCGACAGCAUGCUGCGCAAUGUGCAGGAGCAGCGCCGACAGGUGGCAGACCAAGUGGCCCUCGUCCGUCAGCUAAGCGAGGGAGCCAGUGCCGUCUGCCACUUGGAGCAGGUCGUGGCAGAUGCGGUGGGAUCCGGAUUGGAGAUCCAAACCUUGCACAACCAUCUGGAGCAAUGGCUGGGCGCGUUCGGCAAUUGGAAGGCGAGCUGUGCCAGCGUCAGUGGUGUGGAGCAGGCAGUGGUCGAGUUGCUGGACCCCGAGGAUGGCAUCGACGACUACUGGCUGCAGAAUGUGCACGGCCUGAUCGAGGAGCAGACGUGCAAGGUGCAGCGCGAGUUUGCCAUACUUUCCGGAGAGCAGCAGGCCAAGCUGCGGUUCAUCUGCACCCUGCUCAAGGAGACGCAGCGUCUGCUGGAGCAUGCUCCGCGCUUCUUUGUGGGCAACUUUUGUUCCAAUGCGAAGGCCAUGGGGCACGGGGGCAAGGGUGUGCCCGCGGAUGUGCAGCAGCUGUGUGACCAUCUGCGCGACAGCCAGCUGCUGUUGCAGAGCUUCCUCGAGCACCUAACUGCCCUGCGCAAGGACCUUUGCGCGGAGCGGCACAUCCUGCCGACGGAGCUGGUCGCCGGCUGGCGGAGUGAGCUGCAGCAGAUCCAGGCCAUGGCCGGCCAGGAGGCCAGCGAAUACUUUAAGCGGAUCAAGGAGCUGCUGCUGCAGGUCGCCGACUCUGACUCCCUCACUUACGACACCUUUACGCACACCAAGGGAGCCGCAAAUCUACACGAACAGAAGCGCAAUGCCUAUGGCGUGUCCGUCUGGAAGAAGAUACGCAUGAAGCUGGAGGGCCGCGACCCGGACGGCAGCCAGCGGAGCAGCAUUGCCGAGCAGGUGGACCAUGUGAUCAGCGACGCCACCAAUCCGGACAAUCUGGCCGUCCUCUACGAGGGUUGGACGCCUUGGGUCUAGGGCCCGCCAGGAUAAACGGCCGCAAUUUGGCCUUACUGACAUACAACAAACGCACUCCCCAAAGCAGGGGGCAGACGACUACAUUCAACAUUUGAGCGGUAACUCUUUUGGCCUUCUGGCCUGACCUGGCCUGGCCGGGACGGGACAGGUUGGGCAUCCUCCAGCCUGUAGCCUAUAGCCAGUAGCCAGUACCCAGAAGCCAAUAGCCAGGGAAGACUCCCCCAGUGCCAUGGCGGACAGGAUGACACAAGCGACACAAAGCGAAUUGUGUUGAUUCGAUACCAGAAACAGGACUCCUCGACAGCUUAUCCCCGUUCAAAUGGACGGUUAAGGGGGAGGGGCGUACAAGCAGGACACAUUUUCUGCCCCACCAAUGGGCAGAACGACUCAAGAACCACCCGAUCCGAUGCAAAUCGAUCUGUGCUGGAUCUAGACACGUUUAAUAUUCGUUAUUCUCGUUGCGGAAAUUUUUAAAUUGUUUUGUUUUAAGCUGAUUUUAUGCCAACCAACCCGACCCCUUCCCCAGCGUCUACCCCUGUUCGCUCUGAAAUCUUAUAUUUUAAUGAAAAGAAAAAGUGUAAUCAAUAUUAUAGCUACCCUCCCAUAUAUAUAUUCACCCCUCGCCCAUCUCCUAUACAGAUCAUCCGACUUGCUCUUCCUGACUGUCUGUCCAACUCCUACUCCCACAUACGGGACACGUAAGCCAUAGAUUUAGGCAGGGACCGUAAGCCGUAAGCCGUAAGCCAAAAGUAGAAACGUCUAGGAUGUAGGAUCUGCUCUUAAUGACCUCACAAUGAAAAAGAGAGGGAUGGCAGUACUUUGUUUGUUAAUACAUCUCUAUAGAUAUCUACAGAUAUCCGUGCCAUGGCAUAGUUACAGAUCUUCGUUAUUCGGUCUCUAUGGGAGUCGUGUAUUUAAUAACAGCACACUCGAAACGUGCCUGCUUUGCAGUUUUCCUUUAAUUCUGAGAUGGGUUUUUAUCAGUAGAUUCACAAAUCCGAUCGGUGCAAUGAGAAUGUACAACAACUAAGUGAUUCCGGAUUGUCGAAGGAAUGUCACGUGAUAAUCGACGACUGAAUUGUAUUGUUAUUUAUAUACCCUUGCAGCUCCACAAUCUGUAAACUUGUCUCCGAAGUAUGUGUUUGCCAAUACUAUUUACGUUUUAUAAUCGCUUCACUUAGAUAUAGUUUAGUUGUUGAUCAAAUUGAUAUAUUAGCGCUUGCACACUUGCAUUUAUUUUUAAUGCAAGUUGUAUGUUAGCGAGAUUUUAGUGUGGGUAGCUUAUGUAGUUUAUGUACAUAAACCGAAAUCAAUAUAAUACUUCUCCUUCUGCAAGGGUAUACAAAAACAAUCCCUUAUUUUCGUUAAGAUUCGCCCCAGCCUCUUGGUGUUUUUUAAAAAAAUAUUUGUUUGAUUUUUCUGUUAAGCUGAAAAAGUACAUAUAUAUACAUAUAUAUAUACCACAACUAUAUUGUUAUUCUGAUUGACUAUUUACGGUCCCUGGUUUAAGGCGUAUAUAUGGUUGGGCUCGGUUUGAUUCGGAUUGUGUGCCUCCCUUCCUGAUUUUAUUUUAGUUAAAAUAUUGAAUAAAGAUUAAAUAUGAUAUAUGA
Molecule: messenger RNA, 11938 nt
Organism: Drosophila subobscura
Lineage: Eukaryota; Metazoa; Arthropoda; Insecta; Diptera; Drosophilidae
Gene: nonC
Product: serine/threonine-protein kinase Smg1
Exons: 9
Coding region: 369-10328 (3319 amino acids)
Biological process (GO): nuclear-transcribed mRNA catabolic process, nonsense-mediated decay; TOR signaling; negative regulation of macroautophagy
Cellular component (GO): TORC2 complex; TORC1 complex; nucleus
Molecular function (GO): protein binding; protein serine/threonine kinase activity
Source: RefSeq, a predicted model, not a curated record